This is a messenger RNA of Gambusia affinis (western mosquitofish), 1574 nucleotides long. RefSeq names its product trans-2,3-enoyl-CoA reductase b (gene tecrb). Bases 101 to 1144 code for a protein of 347 amino acids. The transcript is spliced from 11 exons. NCBI's taxonomy places the organism in Eukaryota, Metazoa, Chordata, Actinopteri, Cyprinodontiformes, Poeciliidae. Gene Ontology annotation, biological process: very long-chain fatty acid biosynthetic process. The record is from RefSeq and is a predicted model, not a curated record. Gene Ontology annotation, molecular function: oxidoreductase activity, acting on the CH-CH group of donors.
GCACUCUUGUCCGUCUCUCGGCGUGGAUCUGGAGAGGUCGGUGCCGAUCUGAGGGGAGCAACGGGGGGGAUAAACUGAGAGCAGGUGGAGCAAAGGAGACAUGGAUGCCUUGGCGUUAGAAGCCAGCGGGAAAAAGACGAAUAAUGCGGCGGGGGUUGCCGUGCCGACGGGUCAAGCCCCGACAAAACGCAAACCUGCAAAAAAAGCUAAGAAGGCCGUUGUUUUCUUUGAGGUGGAGAUACUGGACGCCAAGACCAAGGACAAGCUCUGCUUCCUGGACAAGGUUGAGCCAAAUGCCACCAUCGGAGAGAUCAAGUCCAUGUUCCACAAGAGCCAUCCUCAGUGGUACCCAGCUAGACAGUCCAUUCGUCUCGACCCCAAGGGGAAGUCCCUGAAAGAUGAGGACGUCCUGCAGCAUCUCCCUGUGGGAACCACGGCAACCUUCUACUUCAGAGACCUGGGAGCUCAGAUCAGCUGGGUCACAGUGUUUCUGACAGAAUACACCGGCCCUUUGGUCAUCUAUCUGCUGUUCUACUUCCGGGUUCCCUUCAUCUAUGCAUCCAAAUAUGACUUCACCACCAGUAAACACUGGGUUGUACAUCUCGCCUGUAUGUGUCACUCCUUCCACUACAUUAAGAGACUCCUGGAGACCCUGUUUGUCCACCGCUUCUCUCACGGAACGAUGCCGUUACGGAACAUCUUCAAGAACUGCACCUACUACUGGGGCUUUGCAGCAUGGAUGGCUUAUUACAUCAACCAUCCAUUGUAUACACCACCCAUAUACGGAGAACAGCAGAUCAGACUGGCGCUCAUCAUAUUCCUGUUCUGUCAGAUCGGGAACUUCUCCAUCCACAUCGCUCUCCGGAACCUCCGCCCACCAGGAUCAAAGACCAGGAAGAUUCCCUAUCCAACCAAGAAUCCCUUCACCUGGAUCUUCCUCCUCGUCUCCUGUCCCAACUACACCUAUGAGCUGGGCUCUUGGCUCGGCUUCACCCUGAUGACCCAGUGUCUGCCGGUGGCCUUCUUCACCCUGGUGGGUUUCAUUCAGAUGACCGUCUGGGCCAAAGGGAAGCACCGCAGCUACCUGAAGGAGUUCCGCGACUACCCUCCGCUCCGCUCGCCCAUCCUGCCCUUCGUCCUGUAGAUCCAUCACCAACUACGAGGACGUCGUCCUUUCUCUAAACCUCACACUGGAUUUAGACUGAUAGAUUCAAAGCUUGAUCUCUUGCUUCCCUUCCUGCUUUAAAUCCUCCUCGUGUUGAGUAAAAAUGUAAACGACUAGUUUGUUAAUUUUUUUUUUUUGUAUUGCAGACAAACUGUUCUGUUCUGACUGGUUUACUUUUGACUUGCGUUCUUCUAAAAACUGCUGUAAAAUAUGCAAGAGUUCCAUUUUUAUUGCCUCACGCUGCAGUUUUCUGGUGUUUUGUUUUUUUUUGCGUGGAGCGGCUGGCAUUGAAAGCAUCUUUGAACUCUCACCUUGAAUUGCUUAAGAAUCUUAAAAACUCGAAACUGACAGAAUUGAGUGUUGUCUGAGGUAAUUUAUAUAUAUAUAUAUAAAAAAAAAAAAAAAUCAA